AUGUACCUUUUACCUAAUUGUAUCGACGAUUUGAAAUACAGUGACUUUUGGAAGAACACGGAGGAGCCUUCGCUUAAUAAAUUCUUGAGUUUCCGAUUACACCAAAAUAAUUUGGAAGAAAGCGAAGUGGAGCAUCGUCGGUAUAAAGAUGAACUGAAGAGUAUUAGUAAUUACUAUGAUGAAGAAUCUGAAAUUGGGAAGGUGUUGAUAUGGAAACAAAAGUUCAAGGCAAGUAUAAAUUUAUUUGUUGAUUUGACACUAUGCCAUCGCCAACUACCAUUGUUGGUUGCUUACUGGCAGGGGAAAGGUUGCUUACUUGUUGUGGGAAAGCGCGAUAAAAACUCGGCAGAGGUAAAACUUUUCUGGGAAUUACAAGUGAAAAAACAAGAUAUUCUUAAGGAGAUCAGAUUGCUUGAGGAGAGAUGCAAGUUACUUGAAAAGGAGCAAACCGAAAUGGAGAACAAAAUGUGUCUUGAACAGACCCAACAUAUUUUGCAUGCGACGAGAGAGACCGUAGAUCAAGGCCUUUCACUACAAAGAUCAAUUGUAGAAAAAUUGAAGAAACGUGUGCUGGAUGAGCCGUAUGCAUCUUGCGAACCACCAAAAAGGAGGUCCAAAGUCACUAAUAGUGAUAUAAUCGCAGAAUCUCAUUCUGAAUCUAAUGCAGAGACCGACAUAACCGAAGAUAGUGAUAUAAUCGCAGGAUCUCAUUCUGAAUCUAAUGCAAAGACCAACAUAACUGAAGAUAGUGAAAUAAUUGCGGGAUCUCAUUCUGAAUCUAAUGAAGAGACCGAUACAGAAGUGAUUAACAUAACUGAAGAUAAUGCAGAAAUCGAGAGUCUCACACAGAAUGAGAGGGAUAUUCGCAAAAAAUUACUUGAAGUUUUGGACACAAUCCAAGACAAAGAAAGAAAAUCUAAAGAGGACCAUAUGUCAUCG
This is a messenger RNA of Racocetra persica, 939 nucleotides long. Lineage: Eukaryota; Fungi; Glomeromycota; Glomeromycetes; Diversisporales; Gigasporaceae. The record is from the annotation of a GenBank genome assembly.